CCUACACUUAUGUCCAAAAGUCGUACACAAGUCCGCAUAGUUUGCAUAUCUGACCUCCACAGCCUCCCACUUCCCUCUACUCUUCCGCCAGGCGAUAUCCUAACCGUCGCAGGUGACCUGACCGAGGGCCGCCCAUCCCAGCUCCUCUCUCGUCUCAAGGAACUCCAGAACUUGAAAUCGCAAUUUCCUUUCAUCUUUGUUAUUGGGGGCAACCAUGAUCGCGCACUAGACGACAAAUGCGACUCGCGCGACGCACCUAUAUACGAUGAUCAAGCGGAGCGCGAAGAGUGUCGCAGAGCAUUCCGCACAGCUUCCGAUGUCGUCUACCUCGAGAACAGCGGUGUCGAAAUAUGUGUCAAUGGAAGAACUAUCAAGGUAUGGGGCUCACCAGGAUCGUUGGCGACUACACGACAGACAUGCUUCGGAUACACAGCAGGGAAGGAUGCGCAAGAUUUAUGGGCACAGAUCCCCGCUGACACGGAUAUCCUCAUUACCCAUGGACCGCCACUUGGGUAUCUGGACAAUGAUGGACUCGGAUGUGAAGAGUUGAGGAAAGCUCUGUGGAGAGUCAAACCUUUGGCCCACAUCUUUGGGCAUGUUCAUGAGGGACAUGGAUCGCUGGUAUUACAGUACGAUGAGGUACAGAAGAAUUACGAAGCUGCUGUCUCGGAUUGGAAAGCGGCAAUCAUGGAGGACCAGGCCUCGAAAGAAGCAGGAAAAUACAUUCCACGGCACCUUGCACCAGGUUUGGCUAAUCGCCCGCCGUUUCCGAGGUGGCCAGAUGGGAGAGACGUGACCAAACAUGGUUCGCGGCAGAACAAACCGGAGGAGACCAUUCUAGUGAAUGCUUCUGUGAAGUCCAUUCCACCGCUUGAUCCCAUUGUCAUCCAGAUAUAA
This is a messenger RNA of Amorphotheca resinae ATCC 22711, 897 nucleotides long. RefSeq lists its product as hypothetical. The transcript has a single exon. The record is from RefSeq and is a predicted model, not a curated record. The annotation marks the transcript as partial. NCBI's taxonomy places the organism in Eukaryota, Fungi, Ascomycota, Leotiomycetes, Helotiales, Amorphothecaceae. Gene Ontology annotation, molecular function: hydrolase activity.